GAUUGGUCAUUAGGGCACAGGAAGUGCUUGUGAGAAUCUGAGAAUCUGUCUGGCAUCUGUCUGUUUCUAGAGCUUGGCAGAAGCCUUACCUGACUUUUCUGGAGAGCAGCUGAUAGACAGGACAGCCUGGUGGGCACACUGAUUCAAACACACUGCUGUUUGGAGCACCAAGCACAAGCCCACACAUCUAGACCUGUCUCAAUCUCUGAUCAUGCCUCAACGCCAGAAGAGGCAGGUUACGGUGGCCCGGAGGGACCAGGGGGCUACGAAAAAGAUGACCCUGAUCACUGUGUCUUGUGUACUGGUCACACUUGGGAUAUUGGCAGUGGGUGCUUACUUCAUCUGGUGUCUUGUCGACAGCAAGUUCUUCUUCUGCUCCCAGUCAUUGAAGUUCAUCCCUGUGGCGAUGGUGUGUGAUGGGAAAGCAGACUGUGCUGGUGGAAAGGACGAGCUCACAUGUGUGUCCAGCAAGCCGGCCAAUGCCACCUUCCCAGUGCGGUUGGUGGGUGAGAGCAUGGUGCUACAGGUGUUCAGGGUGGAGGCUGGGUGGAGCACUGUGUGUGCAGAUGACUGGGGAUUGAGCGACACCCGCAGUGCCUGUCAGCAUCUGGGAUACACACUGAACCCUAAAAGCGAGAGACUGGAUAUCACCAGCCUACACCACUCACUGGGAGAGUCCUUCAGUGCAGUAAGAGCAAGAGCUAAGGGUCCCCUUCACACUGCACUCAUCAGCAGACAAACCUGCAUCUCAGGCUCUGUGAUAGCUCUAUCCUGCUCAGACUGUGGGGAUGCGGUGGGGCAAGACCGGGUGGUGGGAGGUUCUGACACCACCAUAGAGGAGUGGCCGUGGCAGGCCAGCCUGCAGAAAGACAAGCAGCACAUCUGUGGAGGCUCCCUGGUCUCCCUCACCUGGCUUAUCACCGCUGCACACUGCUUCAGCCGUGAUGGGAAUGAUCUGAACCUCUGGCAAGUGGUGCUGGGUAGCACCCACCUGAUGUCUACUGGGGGGAUUUCUGUAGCAGCCAUCAUAAUCAAUAAAGAUUACAAUGGUUUCACCCACGACUAUGACAUCGCCAUGCUGAAGCUCACCAGGCCUGUCACUACCGGAGACACCCUCCGCCCAGUGUGCCUGCCUCCCCACAGCCUGCCUCUGAAGGCAGGGGACCCCUUGGUGGUGACUGGCUGGGGCUUCCAGCAGGAGGAAGGUAAAAUCUCCUCAAUUCUGCAGAGUGCCACUGUGUCUCUGAUUGACAGGAAGGUGUGCUCCCGCCCCUCCAUCUACGGCCCCUCACUCACUCCCAGAAUGCUGUGUGCAGGGAACAUGGAGGGCGAAGUGGACGCGUGCCAGGGUGACAGUGGGGGUCCACUGGUGUUCCUAUCCAAGUGUUGGCAGCUGGUGGGGGUGGUGAGCUGGGGGGUGGGCUGUGCCCGCCCGGGGAAUCCUGGGGUCUACUGCAGCGUAGAGCAGCAACUCAACUGGAUCUACUCCAUCAUGGAGAUGUACUCCUAAAAAUUCAGUUUCUCUCCGAGAACUCAAUUCGACUGGCGUUCUCUCUCUCAAUGAGUGCUGAGUGAGUCUGGCAAACCUUCACUCAAAGGACAAACACAUUCCACUGACCUGUGACUGAAUACUGAGCUGUGACUGUUCACGUUUUUAUUCCUUUAUACUCCCUUUGAGAGAUGUAAGUACUGUGAGAUUUUUGUAUGUAUUAAUGUUUUAAUAAAUUAGAUUUUUUUUAAAGGGUU
Messenger RNA from Oncorhynchus tshawytscha (Chinook salmon), 1746 nucleotides. Its product is annotated as transmembrane protease serine 4-like. The record is from RefSeq and is a predicted model, not a curated record. Gene Ontology annotation, molecular function: serine-type endopeptidase activity; protein binding. The coding region runs from base 212 to 1510 and encodes 432 amino acids. NCBI's taxonomy places the organism in Eukaryota, Metazoa, Chordata, Actinopteri, Salmoniformes, Salmonidae. Gene Ontology annotation, biological process: proteolysis. Gene Ontology annotation, cellular component: membrane. The transcript is spliced from 13 exons.